This is a messenger RNA of Elaeis guineensis (African oil palm), 3461 nucleotides long. The record is from RefSeq and is a predicted model, not a curated record. NCBI's taxonomy places the organism in Eukaryota, Viridiplantae, Streptophyta, Magnoliopsida, Arecales, Arecaceae.
CACUGAUAGCCUUUUGACAGAAAACAGAUCUAGCUCUCUUCCUUUGCCCCCAGUCCCAACCAGUCCAGGAAGAAGAUGGCGAUGAUAUUGGAGGCCUUCGUCUUCAGUUUUGCUGAACGACUGGUCGAGUUGGUGAAGAAAGAGGUUGACAUGCUCUUGGGUGUGCCGGGCGAGAUCACAAAGCUUAAAGACGAGCUCCGUAUGAUCAACAAAGUUCUUGCGGAUGCCGAGAGGAGGAGCAUCAGUGAUGAGGCCAUUGAUGACUGGAUCAAGCAGCUCAAGGAUUUUAUGUACGAUGCCGACGACAUCCUCGACCUCUGUCGCAUCGAGGCCGACAAGUGUGGUGAAGGUUCUUCCUCCACUUCUUCGGUAUGCUUCCCCUUUCCCCUUCUGUCUUGCUUCCGAAAGCCUCUAGUUGCUCAUGAGUUUGGCACGAAACUUAGAGAACUCAAUAUGAGACUUGAGAAGAUCUCGAGAAGGGGGUUUGAAUUCAGUCUCCAAAUCAGUUCCCCUAUCAAGCAAGAAGUGACAUCUCAAAAGAGUCGCAAGACAUCUCCUGUAGGUGAGAUUGAUAUUGUAGGAUCUGAAAUUGAAGAGCACACUCGGUGCUUGGUUGACUUGCUAGUUAAGGAUGACAGACGGAGAAACAUUCUUGUUUUUGCAAUUCUGGGUGCAGGGGGGAUUGGCAAGACCACACUUGCUAAAAGGAUAUAUAAUGACCCAAUGAUUCAGGAGGAGUUCUCAGUGAAGAAGUGGGUGUGUGUAUCGCAAGACUUUGAUGACAUAACUUUGCUGAAAGAUAUCUAUGACGGCAUCAAGGAUGAUCUUGCUGGGGAUCAGAGCAAGUCCUGGCUGGAGCCCAAAGUCGAGAGCAGUCUUGGGGGUAAGAAGUUGUUUCUUGUUCUUGACGACGUUUGGACUGCAAAGGUUUGGUGUGACUUGUUAUGUAACACAUUAAAAAAUUGUGCUGCUGGCAGUAGGAUCCUUGUUACUACAAGAAAUGAACAGAUCGCGAUGCAGAUGUCGGCAGUGAAAAUCCAUCAUGUCAACAAGCUAUCUUUAGGGGAUAGUUGGAUAUUGCUUUGCAAGAAGGUGGCCUUGACAGGAGAGGAGGGAGAGAUCCAGCAUCUCAAGGACACAGGGAUGGAGAUUGUUAAGAAAUGUGAUGGCCUUCCUCUAGCCAUUAAAGCGGUUGCAGGGGUGCUAUGCAUGAAGGAGAGGACCGGGAGAGCUUGGAAUAGAGUUCUUGAAAGCACUGCAUGGUCUACAUCUGGGCUUCCUGAGGAGGUUAAGGGAGCAUUAUAUUUGAGCUACGAAGACCUACCAAGCUAUCUAAAGCAAUGUUUUAUAUACUGCUCAUUAUUUCCUGAAGACCAUACACUUAAUAUGCAUUAUAUUACUCAACUUUGGAUUGCCGAGGGAUUCGUGAAAGCUGAGGGGAGUUCGACUAUGGAAGAGACAGCAAAAGAGUACUACAGAGAGUUGAUCAUGCGAAAUCUUCUGCAGCCAUAUGAUACUUACGCAUGCCAGAUGCAUGACCUCCUACACUGUCUUGCUCGAUAUAUGGCACGAGAUGAUAGCUCAGUUGUCACAAGGGUGCACAAGAUAGGCAGCAGUAAUGGGCCGAUGAAGCUGCGUCGGGUGUAUGUGACAGACUCUGGAAUUACAGACAAUAGAAUGAAGGAAAUCCUUGAUGUCUUCAUAAAACAAAACUCGUUGAGAACCCUAAUAUGGACAGGGAGUUUGAUGUCUGAGACUUGGAUAAAUGUUAUAUUUAAUAAACUUUCUCGUUUAAGAGUGCUGGAUGUGUCUUUCUCGGCAAUUCAAAGAUUGCCACCUUCUUUGGAUAACCUCAUACACCUGAGGUACCUGAAUAUCUCAUAUACUAAGAUAAGCAUGAUUCCAGAAACCAUAGGGAAUCUCAGAAAUCUACAAGGGCUAGAUAUCUCACAUACCAAGAUAACCGCGAUACCGGAAACCAUCGGGAAUGUCAGAACUCUACAGUACUUGAAAAUGCAGAAUUGUCGGUACCUUUCUCGCCUUCCUAACAAUAUCGUGAAUUUACACAACCUAAUGAGUCUCGAUCUUGAUUUUACGAAGGUGGUUGGGAUGCCGGCAGGGCUAGGAAGGCUUCAAAAUCUUCAUACUCUGAGAGAAUUUAGUCCGCCAAGCAACCGGACAGAGGGAUGGUGCACGAUUGAAGAAUUGAGAUCCCUCUCGUGUCUCACGGAUCUCUCAAUCGGUAGGUUGGAGCGUGUAUCCAGCCGCUCCGAGGCAAGAGUAGCCGAACUUAGAAACAAGCCUAAGCUUACGUCACUCAGGCUACAUUGCACUCCAGAUCUUCAACCCAGCGAGGAAGAGAUGAGGGGAAUUGAGGAGAUGUUUGAAGAGCUCGACCCUCCACCUUCCCUGGAACGACUGUGGAUCGAGUAUUACUUCGGUCGUGAGUUCCCAAAAUGGAUGGUAGAGACAUCUUCAUCAACAUCAAUUCUUUUUCCAAAUUUGAGGAGGUUAAAUCUAUAUGGUUGCAGGUACUGUGAGCGGCUUCCGCCUUGCGGACUGCUCCCUAAUCUAGAAGAUCUUGACAUCUGGAAUGCUGAAUCAGUCACAGAUGUUGGACCUGAAUUUUCGGUGGGUACUAGCAGCACUAGUAGUGGCGGUGGCAGAGCAGCGGUAGAUACCUCCAAGUAUGCAUUUCCCAAGCUGAAGUUCCUACAGUUUCUUAGAAUGCCUAAUUGGCAGGAAUGGCAUUGGGAUAAAGGAACACAAGCAAUGCCAUGUCUCAAGUAUCUGUACCUUGUUAAUUGCCCCAAGUUGAUGUCUCUUCCCGAGGGUCUCCUGCUCCACGCAACCUCCCUCACAAAAUUGGGGAUAUGGAAUGCCGCCAGCCUAACAACAAUUGAGAACCUCCUUUCACUCAAAGAAUUGGAUAUACUUGGUGCUCGCAAACUGCACAAAGUUUCGGACCUCCCUGCGCUCACAACCCUCGAGGUCGACGAUUGCCCGAAAUUGCAAGUGAUGGAGAAUGUUCAGUCUUUGAAGAGGAUGAAACUGGUCGACCAUGAGAUGAAAUCGCUUCCGUCAUACUUACUGAUCAAAGGAGUACAUACAGCUCAUCUGGAGGAGAUGGAGAUCCGGUGCAGCAUGGAACUGAUAAGAAAGAUUUGCCGAAGGGCCAGCCCAGAGUGGCCAACAAUCCAAGACAUCCAGGAGGUGCAUGUAUACUCAAAGGAUAGAUCGGUGCAUGUCUUGUAUAACAAGUCCCCCUUCAGCUUCACUUUAAAAACAAAGAGGCUUGAUAGAAAACAAUAAAAGAAUGAAUUGCUGCAAUGGACUAGUAAUACUAAAAUGCUUUUAUGAUUCUCUGUUGGUUGCCAGAAAGUAGACAACGUAGAAUGAUCAUACUUUGGUGACGUACAAAUUUGGUUUUGAACCAGUAGAAUAUAUUUUUUUCUGGAAAA